AUGGUCUCUAAAUUAGAAUGGUUGGUCGAAUUGAAACCAACAACUAACAAUGCUUUGAGAAGAACCUCUAUCAUUGGUACUAUUGGUCCAAAAACCAACAGCCCAGAAGUUUUGGUUGAAUUGAGAAAGGCUGGUUUGAACAUUGUCCGUAUGAACUUUUCCCACGGUAGUUACGAAUACCACCAAAGUGUUAUUGACAACGCUAGAAAAUCCGAAGAAUUGUACCCAGGUAGACCAUUGGGUAUUGCUUUGGAUACUAAAGGUCCAGAAAUCAGAACUGGUAACACCACCAACGAUGUUGAUUACCCAAUUCCUCCAAACCACGAAAUGAUUUUCACCACCGAUGAAAAAUACGCCAAGGACUCCAAUGACAAACUUAUGUUCAUUGACUACAAAAACUUGACCAAGGUUAUCCAAAAGGGUAAGAUUGUCUACGUUGAUGAUGGUAUUUUGUCUUUUGAAGUUUUGGAAGUUGUUGAUGACAAGACUUUGAAGGUCAAAUCCUUGAAUGCCGGUAAGAUCUCUUCUCACAAGGGUGUCAACUUGCCAGGUACCGAUGUUGAUUUACCAGCUUUGAGUGAAAAGGACAAGGAAGAUUUGAGAUUUGGUGUCAAGAACGGUGUUCACAUGGUUUUUGCUUCUUUCAUCAGAACUGCCAACGAUAUUUUGACUAUCAGAGAAGUUUUGGGUGAAAAGGGUAAGGACAUCAAGAUCAUCUGUAAGAUUGAAAACCAACAAGGUGUCAACAACUUUGAUGAAAUUUUGAAGGUUACUGAUGGUGUUAUGGUUGCCAGAGGUGAUUUGGGUAUUGAAAUUCCAGCUCCACACGUUCUUGCUGUCCAAAAGCACUUGAUUGCCAAGUCCAACUUGGUCGGUAAGCCAGUUAUCUGUGCUACCCAAAUGUUGGAAUCUAUGACUUACAACCCAAGACCAACCAGAGCUGAAGUUUCCGAUGUUGGUAACGCUGUUUUGGAUGGUGCUGACUGUGUUAUGUUGUCUGGUGAAACUGCCAAGGGUAACUACCCAGUCAAUGCUGUUAAGACAAUGGCUGAAACUGCUUUGAUCGCUGAACAAAUGAUUCCAUACGGUCCAACUUACGAUGACUUGAGAAACUUGACUCCAAAGCCAACUAGCACCACUGAAACUGUUGCUGCUGCUGCCGUUGCUUCUGUUGCUGAAGAAGAAGCCAAGGCCAUUAUUGUCUUGUCCACCACUGGUACCACUGCUAGAUUGGUUUCCAAAUACAGACCAAAUGUUCCAAUUAUCUUGGUUACCAGAAACGCUAGAACUGCUAGAUUCUCUCAUCUAUAUAGAGGUGUUUUCAGUUUUGUUUAUGAAAAGGCUGUUAACUCUAACUGGACUGUUGAUGUCGAAGAAAGAUUGAGAUUCGGUGUCGAAAAGGCUAAGGAAUUCGGUAUCUUGAACGCUGGUGACUCUGUUGUUACUGUCCAAGGUUCCAACUCUGGUGUUGGUCACUCUAACACUUUACGUAUUGUUAAGGCUUAA
This is a messenger RNA of Saccharomycodes ludwigii, 1506 nucleotides long. It is a transcript of the gene CDC19, whose product is annotated as pyruvate kinase CDC19. The record is from RefSeq and is a predicted model, not a curated record. The transcript has a single exon. NCBI's taxonomy places the organism in Eukaryota, Fungi, Ascomycota, Saccharomycetes, Saccharomycodales, Saccharomycodaceae. Gene Ontology annotation, biological process: glycolytic process. Gene Ontology annotation, cellular component: cytoplasm. Gene Ontology annotation, molecular function: pyruvate kinase activity; magnesium ion binding; potassium ion binding. Bases 1 to 1506 code for a protein of 501 amino acids.